AUGGCGGUACCCAACUCCUACUUUGUGCCAGGCUUUGGCAUCUCAAGAGCCGUCAUCCAGAAUGAGAUCCGAUACCAUUGCGGCCCGGAUGCGAUAGUGCGUCCCUACACUUUCCAGGGACGUGACGGCUUCUUGAUCACGACAAUUGGGCCUCCAUUAACCAAGGCUCAAAUUGAGGAUCUGAAGAUGUCUUCUCUCGAAUACGAAGAGAAGCAAUCUCGUAUUGCUGACGAGACCAAUGUCUUCGUAAAUGCACCCAUCCCGAUCACCCAACGAAUACGACGAAGCACCUGA
Messenger RNA from Bipolaris zeicola 26-R-13, 294 nucleotides. RefSeq lists its product as uncharacterized. The record is from RefSeq and is a predicted model, not a curated record. Bases 1 to 294 code for a protein of 97 amino acids. Lineage: Eukaryota; Fungi; Ascomycota; Dothideomycetes; Pleosporales; Pleosporaceae. The transcript is spliced from 3 exons.